CGUACUCUCUCUCUACUCUUCUACAAAGUUUCUUUUAGUUAGACGGUGAUGUCCGUCUUAUGCUCAGUCAAAAAGUGCGUGAGUUGUUAGUUAAAUCGUACAUGUUGAUAAUUAUUAAUAAACAUUAACCUUAUCGUGAAUAACCGUGAAUAAACAUGUGUGACCAAAACUCCGCUUCUACUCAGAGUAUUGCGGACUACCUCGCUCAGUUAUUAAAGGAUAGAAAACAACUUGCAGCAUUUCCCAAUGUUUUUAUCCACGUAGAGCGACUUCUAGACGAAGAAAUAGCGAAAGUGAGAGCUAGUUUAUUUCAAAUAAAUGGUGUUAAAAAGGAACCGUUAGUGCUACCAGAUCCAGAUGGGCCAGUAAUGACACUCACAGAAAAAGUAUACGUACCAGUUAAAGAACAUCCAGAUUUCAACUUUGUGGGGAGGAUUUUAGGGCCAAGGGGCAUGACGGCCAAGCAACUAGAACAAGAAACUGGCUGCAAAAUAAUGGUCCGAGGGAAGGGCUCGAUGAGGGACAAAAAAAAGGAAGAUCAAAAUAGAGGGAAACCAAAUUGGGAACACCUCUCAGAUGAACUCCACGUCCUUCUUACAGUCGAAGAUACAGAAAACAGAGCCCAAGUUAAAUUACAAAGGGCGGUAGAAGAAGUCAGAAAACUUUUGGUACCGCAAGCCGACGGAGAAGAUGAAUUGAAAAAAAGGCAAUUGAUGGAAUUAGCUAUAAUAAAUGGCACAUACAGGGAUUCCACGACGAAAGUGGCUUCGGUAGCAGAAUUUUUGAUUCCAGGCUGCGAAGAAGAAUGGAGGCGGUUAGCCGCAUCUGCAGUCGAAACUCAACGCCUGCUAUCGCCCGCCAUACCCGGAUUAGCUACACCUCUAAGAACUCCGGCAGCACCAUUGGGAGCCCCGUUAAUAUUGUCGCCGAGAAUGUCGGUACCGACGACAGCAGCGUCCAUACUCAACGGAUCCGCACCACCGGGGUCUCUUCUUUCUCCCGGUGAUCCACACGGGCUCAUCUACACCCCCUAUGCCGAUUACACAAAUUAUGCUGCCUUAGCUGCAUCGCCACUGCUAGCGGAAUAUACUACAGCUGAUCAUACGGGUGCGGCAGCUGCGGCUGCGAAACAACGCCGUUUGGGACAGAUUAGGGAGCAUCCCUAUCAGAGAGCGGGUGCGCUCUCAUAAAAACUGACAAGGCUUUGUGGAGUGCUAACCCUCUCGUCACACACAAACACACCCCCUCUGCGCCAAAUUCCUCGACUAACGAAAAUAUAUCGGAUGCGCCGGACCAACUUCAAAAGGGUAGCGGUAUGUCUAACAAAUUACAUCACUAACAUCGAUUCACUUUUUUUUUGUCAUCUUUGUAUACUAAAAUUAACUUAAAAAAAUACAGUCGUAUCAGCUAAAGCUUAUUAAAUAUGUGAGGUUAGAGGAAAUUUUUGAUUGUUUGAAAAUAAAGUGAUUUGGCUGAUAUUUACUGUAUUCAAAUUCUUUAAUUUGUAAUCUAACUUUCUAGAUUCUUAAAUGAGUGUGUUAAGUACCUUUAAAUAUAUAGAUUAACGACGUUUUAUUUUCGGCAGCAAAAGUGAGACGUCUUAAAACAUAAGAAACCAGUUGCCAACUAAAUGUCGCACAUGUAAUCCAAAACCGUCACUAUACAAAAAAAAAUAAAUUCAAAGGAGAGACGAUUAAGAAAUUCAAUUCGGAUAUUUUUAAUAAUUACCCACAAAUUAAAUAUAUUUUGGUAGUGUAAUGGUUCAAACUACGAGAUAUGAUAAUUGAGUAAAAACAAAAAUAUUUUUUAUUGUUUUUUUUGUGUAUAGAAAUAGAAAUUGAGAAAAUCAGAAAACUUCGAUACGAACCGAUAAUGAUGUCGUGUAGACUAGGUAACUAACUAUUAAUUUUCUUUAAAUUUUCAUCCGGAAAAAAUGUUUUGUAAUACACAUCAAUUUCCUCAUUUCCAGAUUGAUUUAUUCUUAUUUCAGUUAACUUAACUGCUUCUCGUUAAGAUUUUUUUGGAAAUCUUCAGACUCAAGUGCUAAUUUUUUCAAAAAUCGCUAUAGGAUAGUUCGUUGACAUUGUAGGGAUUGUUUAUAGUUCUGAACAUAAAUGAGGCCAGAUGUCAAAUAUUUUGAAAUCGAUUACAUAAUGAACAGAAUCAUUUUCAUUCUGUGUAUGUCGUGUAAUAGUUUUUAUUUUGAAAUUCGCCAAGGUAUACAUAUACAUGGAAAAUAUAAACAAUUUCUAGAUUAUCAUCAUUGAAAGUCUCAGAUAUUUUAUAGCGAUACAGUAUUUCUACUAUUUUUUUACACUCACGUUUUAUUUUCACUGUUAGAUAGAUUCUCAAUUGGCAUUGCAUCUUUGAAUAACACAUAGAUAUUUGUAUCUCCACUAACAAUCAAGUGCUCGGACUUUUGCACUUAGCAACUUUUUUUAAAAUGAUUCGAGCAUAUUCUCACUAUUCAAACAAUCAACUUGUAAACAUUUACCGUGUUGGAGGUUAAGUUGUCUUUCUCCGCAAACUUUUUUUCAUUCGCUAAGUAAUCUUAUAUCUUUUGUUUGAAACUAAUAUCUUUACCUCUACAAUUCGUAUUGUUAUUUGUGCAUGAAGGUACAGAACAAGAAGGCAUUUUAAUUUUAAUAACCACUCUAUAUACUCAAUGUAAAUAAAUAUGAAUCAGUCAGCUGAUGACAGCCAAUAUGGCGGAAAGUGGGACUGCGCAGUAGUGGUUGUAAAUUGGUCUUCGGUAAGAACACACCUUGCAGUCGUUACAUCGUAGAACAAAUUUAGCUUGAAAACCAAAAUUCAAAAAUUUUCGUAGAGUGACGUCUUAGGAGUACACGUGCAAUGUUUAUUUAUAUUCUUAAUUUGUUUGUUGCGAUUCAAUUUUUGAAAAUACAGAAUUUCAUUCAUAAAUUGCUAUAAAUAUGAUGCCCUUUCCAUGAUCAUACAAUUGCUGCCGUCUAAUGUCUAUUAAAAUUAAAUUUAAAAGCACUUAACAAAGUAUUAACUGUCGAAAUUAGAUCCAAAUUUUGAAAUUUAUUAUGAAAUAAAUACUCUUAGCUUUCCGAAUCUCACAUACGAAAUAUAAAUUGUAAUUUUGGAUUUAUUUUUGGCUUCCUACACUUUGUAGGGAGGAUAGCAUUUAUCCAAUUUAAUAAGUAAUUUACUAAUAUCUUUUCUUUGUCUAAAAUAAUAUUUUUGGUACGCACUUUUUAAUAAAACUGCAAUAUCGAAAAAUUGAUUGUUAAAUCAAACCCAACUUGCCACAGCGAACCUUAUACAAGCUCGAUACUCUUCAAAAGGAGGUGGAAUUGUGAGGUUAUGUGGGAUUUUUAACUCCUAAAACCCCUCGUACUACUUAUCAAAUAAUAUAACGAAACCACCAGAAGGUAUUACAUCAUACUGUUCAAACUUAUGUUGGUGUAUCUAUUAGAUCUGUCUGUUUUUGAGUUAUCUUUGUCACCAAAUUAGAUAGAAUGUUCCAGGCUUUCUUACUAACUGCCAUUUUAUGAAAGAUGAUUUCUGGUGAUAGUAAAUUUCCAAUUUAUUGCUUGGUUGCUCAGCCUUCGUUAACAGGCAUAAAAGGUGUGCUCUAUAUUAUAUUAUGUUGGUUUAAAUCGAUUAAAAUAUGCAGUGGAAUAUCCAUUCCCUGUUGAUAGUUGCAGCAGGUGACAAUUUAUCUAAUAUCUUGAGGCGUACAAUUUGCGCUUCUAAAUUUAACUUAUUUAAUUAUUGUCUUUCUACUCUUAAGGAUGUAAUACGUUAAGUUUCUUUUUCAUUCAGGUCUUUCCUCCAAAAUUAACUCAAUUUCUUUUAAUAUUUUCUUGAGGUAGCACCUCGUGUAGUUUCUUAUUUCUAUAUAUUUAUUAUUUUUUCCUCACUUUUCCUUCUCACAUUUUCCAACCACCUUAGUUGAUGGUAUAUUCAAUUUCGUUUAUUUUGUAACGUUUUGUACAUCACCAACGUUGUCAAGAGUAAAAAACAAAAAUCACUACAAUAAUGAUGCAAAAUCUUAUUAAAGAGUAAAUGGAAAAAGAUGUUUUCAUUUGUGAAAGAUAGUAAUAAAUCACAUUAAAUAACAUUUAAUAAAAUCCUUGCGUACUAGUGGUACCCAUUUAAUUGAAAUCUCAUUUUCUUGUUGUACAAAAUGUAUACAACAAAAAUUUUCUCUAAAUCAUUUCGAUUAACUGCAGUAUACUCAAAUUGUGAAAAUAUUUGAUCAUUUCAUUAUGUUGUGUUUACAACGCUACACAACAAACUUACAAAUAUUUUUUUGAGAUAUUUUAUUAUCAUGAUACUGUACAUUUUUUAAACUUCAGUGGUCUACCCUGUAAAAGUAAUUUAAUGAAAAUUUUCACAAACCAAAUGAUAAUUUGUUGAUAGUGACACAGAAAAUUUUAUUUUCAAUAAUAAAACUUUAAAUUCAUAAUUCUAAACAAUUUAAUAGUUUAAAACAUUUUCUUAAGAAGUCUGUUACCAAAUAAAAUAAAAGGUCCUAUCCUGUUCAUUUUUUUUGUUAAUAGCCAAAGUAUUUAAACAAAUUCUGUCACAAAUAUCCAAUCAAAUACAAAUAAUUGAUUAGUAAUCAAUCAAUAAGUUUUUUAGCUAAAUUUAGCUACGUUCAUCAAGUUUUUUUUAUAGUGGUAAAAUUAUUCCAAAGCUUUUCCAACUUUUUCAUGUCAUUUUUAUAGACCGAAUUUUAAUUGGCUUCUAUUUCAGAACUACUUUUCUGAUUUCUUCAAUAUUUCUUCCCUUGAAGCAAUUUUUUCAGGUCUUAAAACAACGGGUAGUCACUGGGGAACGAAUCAGGAGAAUACGGUGGUUGCAGUUGCAAUUCAGAGUUUAUUUAAUUGUAUUGGACCAUCGUUUGUAUCGACUUAUGAAACGGUACAUUAUCUUGGGAUCGUAUAGUAGUCAAAAAUCUGCUUCGACAAUUUUUUUUCCAUUGUUUGAAAAAACUCAGGUUCAGUCUAAACCAAUAGACGAUUAAAGAUUCAAUAGCUGUCAUUUGGAGAAUUUUUUUCUGAUCAAAAGACAACUGGUGGUCGCUGGGGGACGAAUCUGUAAAAUAUGGUGGUUGAAGUUCCAAUUCAGAGUUCAUUUAAUUAAAUUUAACUAAAGUUUGUAUCGACUUAUGACAUGGCACAUUAUCUUGAUCGAUAUGGGCUUGUAUAAUAGUCAAAAUUUUCCUUCGACAAUUUUUUUUUCGUUGUUAGAACAAAAAUCAGGUUCGGUCUAAACCAACAGACGAUUUAAGGUUCAAUAGCUGUUAUUCGGAGAUUUUUUUCUGGUCUAAAGACACCUGGUAGUCGCUGUGGUUCGUAUCUGGAAAAUAUUGUGGUUGUAGUAGCAAUUCAGAGUUCAUUCAAUUGCAUUUGACCAUAAUUUGUAUAGACUUACGACGAUAUGGGGUCACAUAAUGGUCAAGCUUUUGACUCGAAGCAAUUUUUUUUAAAUUUUUCCGAAAAACCAUGGUUCAAUCUAAACCAACAAACGAUUGGAGGUUCAAUAUUUGAGAGGUGUAGUUUGAAAAAUACUGUUUAAAGUGAAAAUUAUAAAAAUAAGAUUUGUGGUGACCUCCAUCCGUCACUUAUUGUUUAUUGGUAUAUUUGAUGAGUAAAAAAUCCCAAUUUGAAGUGCCCUUUUGAAACUCCUGUACCAUUAAAAAUAUUUUAAUUCGUAAAAUCAAAUUAAAUAUAUUUUUGAUGUAAAAUGGUGGUAAUUUGGCGCAAUAUUCUGUCGUUUUUUUUUAAUCGGCAAUUUUAGUUUUAUAGGAGCAAUAAGAUACGAGGGUUAUGCAAAAAGUUUUGAUAUCUAACAAAUAAUCAACUUUUUUUGAAUUAUUUGCAGUAUUGCCUCUCAAAUCACCUGGGGGCAUAAUACUCUUGAUUUUUGAUUAUAAAUAAUUGAAGUGCGUAUCAAAAAAUUCUUAGACUGUUCUGCGAAGUACAAACCAUUUUCGAGAGUGCCAACAAUAUUUUUAGAAAAAUUUCCUAUAAUAAUAAUCGAUGAAAAGUUUGUUUUUUUCUUGAAAAAAAUAUUGAUAGAUGUCAAAUUGAGACUAGAAAAUUCUAUUUUAGGAUUUAGUUAAAAAUCUGUUUGCUAUAUAUCUUGCAGCAUGAGUCAGUGUUGCUUGACAUCUUGUCGCUGCUUAAAAUAUCGGUGGUGGAAUAUGUAAAACAAAAAAACUUGAAAUUGAUUAUUUUUAUUGGAACGCACAAAAAAGUGGACGCAUAUUCCCUGUCGAGAAAAUAAUCUCCCCACUUUGAUCGUUGUUUUUUUUUUAUAUAUAUUUGUACUUAUUAAAUUUUCUUGGACAGGCAAUACACAUAAGAAUUUUGUUUCUUUCUAAAUACAAGUUAGUCCAGACGCUGGCUACAUAAAUUCGUCGGAUAUUCUUCUUCUUCUUUCAAAUUAGAUUAGUACAAAUUCCACAUCCCGCUAUAUAUAAGACCAGAAUAGUAAGAAGUACAAAAUGAAAACAUUUAAAAAUUGAAUGGAACUGGAAAAGUUCAGAAUCUUCUUAAAAUAACUUCCAUGUACCAGUGUGUACUCUCAAAAAUUCAUCUCCCAAAAGCCCCUAUCAAAAAUCCCCACUAAAAAAUUCUAUUAAUCACAAAAUGAAUAAUAGGGCCCUUGCAAACUUUUUUAUACCUUAAUUACGUUUAGUAUAUCGUUCUUCAUCAUUAGUUAAUAAAAAAAAAUUAAUUUAAAUACCUAAAUGACGCGCCAAAACGCAUUUCCUGUCACAUGACUGAGUGUGACGUUGUAUGACGUAGAAAGUAAGUAAACAGACUUAAGUGAGGUUAGAACUAAAUACAGUUUAAAUGGAGUUGGUAUUAAAACACCAAAUAAAGUUUUCCUCGAAAGGAAAAGCGACGAAAACAAUGGUUUCAAGAUAUAAAAGAAGGGAUUAUGCAAGCCUCAAAGCUGGCAGCCCAGUAUAUGUUUCUGAAGACCAUUUCAAUGUAAGUUUUAUCUAUUGGUAUUUAAAAAAUGUUAACUUAUUGUUAUUUUUUAAUGUAGUUAGGAAAAUUAUAUGAUGUGGAAACUAACAUAAUACAAAAAAAAGUUCAAUCGGACAAAUGUGAUGAUAAUGACGUUACUAUGAGAAAGUCCAAUUUGUAGUACUUCCUAAUCUGCUUUUACUCCACGUAUUUCAGCCAAAGUGAAUAAUUGAUUAUUAGAAAAGAACGUAGCAACCAUGAAUGCAUCUAUUUUAGGUAGAUUGUUCGAUCUUGCCUCGAUAAAUACUAUUUCGGUCAUCAUUUCAAUUAGAAUAGUUUUUUAAACCCUUACAACAAGACAAAUCGCACUAAACAACCAAUUACCUCCACUCUUUACAACAGAAUGGCGUUUGAAAGGCGACACGCGGCGACUACGUUUACUUACUUUCUACGUCACAACCGCAGUAACCAAUAGAAACAUGUUUUUUGUCACGUGUUAUUAUUAAAAUUUUUAAAUAUGUUAAAUACCCAAAUUACCGACCACUGCAAGGAACCUAUUACGAAACCUCAAUUAGUAGAAAUUGGAUUUUUUUGGUUGCGAAUUAUACUCCAGAAAAUAGCCCAAAAACACUAAUUUUAGUAAUGAUUUUAAAAUAAAUCUCACUGGGAGGAAAAGCGAUUUUAUAUUUCCGAUAAGUUUGAAAAUAUGUUUGUUUUUCAACUUUAACGUCUCGUACUUCAUAAGCUCACAUGAAGACGGAGAUGAUAAGAAAUUCAAAAACAAAUAAACGAAUCUGAAAGUCUGAAAAAUAAUACAAAAACACUUUUCCUAAAAAAUAUUGAAUGGAUAAUUUAAAAAUAUUUUGGUAUUUUAUCAACUUUAACGCCCUGUACUUCAUAAACUUACUUGAAGGUGAGAAUGAUGAAAAUUAAAAUUUAUCAAAACAUCCGGAUCAACGGGACUGUUGGAAGUGUACUGUUUCGUUAAUCAAAAUACAGAGUGAUCAAUUUUAACAUGUCUGUAUAAUAUCCAAGUAUAUUUUACGUUGUUGUCAGUUUUAUAAUAUUCGUAGAUACCAAGAAAAUUAUAAUCUUAGUAAUAUUUAUUUGUUUAUAGGAAGUACUGGUGGAUAUUUAAAUUUGUACGAACAUAUUCACUUUGUAUUUGAUUAUUAAAUUAUAUCCGUCGAUAUUACAGGGUUUGCAUCUCGACUAAAGUGGUAAGGUAGGUAAUUAAGUGACUUAAAAAUAGAUUUAAUAAUUUUAUUAGGCUUAUUGAGAAUAAUUUAGAGUUAACUAUUUUUUUUUUUUCAAAAAAAAAUCAUUUUUAAAUAUAAAUCUUCAUAGUAUGGAGAUUUUAAAAAGUGCCUUUUAGUUAACUGAUAUUUAUUCUUGAUAAUUCUUUGAAAAAAUGAUCAAAAUAUUACCCUUUUUAUAUAUAUAUAUAUAUAUAUUUAUAUGUAUGAAAAUGUAUGAAAUUCUUUAUUAUUUUGUUUUAUUAGAUAUAAGCGAAACUUGUUUGGGGGCUCAAGGUCAUUUUAGCCGAAUUGUUGCAAUAAACAGAGUGAUAAGUUUAGUUUCAUUUAAAAAAAAAUACAAAAUGAAUAGUCAAAUUUUAGUUAUAGUCUUUAAAUACGGUGUUUUUAACCUCUUAUAUACCACAUGGCUCAUCGGAAAAAAUUUUGGCAACAAACUCAACAAAGAAAAUAUUUACACAAAUUUUUUUUUGUUAUGAAUAAUAAUUUGCAACUAUGUGAUAAAAAAGGACAUAAUAUUAGUUCCAAUAGAUAGCAAAGAUAUUUUCAAAAAUUUUUUAUCUAUAACAAUUUCUAGUUUUAUUUCAAAGUCAAGGUAACCAAAAAGUUGUAACCUCUAUCGAAGAAUUUCCAAAAAUUAUAUCCUCCAAGUGACCAAUUAUAUUUUCUACGUUCAAAUUUUCACUUAAAGUCUCCGCUACGUACUUCUUUCUUGUUUUACAUGACGGGUUUCAUAUUUUGGUCACUCAGUCCUCGUUAAAACAUUUUUAUGGGUUAAAUUGAUUAAAUUAAUGUUGGUUAAGUUAAGUUAGGUUAGAGAAUCUUUCUCCUUUAGUUGUUUCCAUUCAUUUUCUAUUUUUUAUAUCUCCAUCUUCAUUUUCUUCACCUCUUUCAUUAGAAGCUUGAAUUGGUACGACCCAUCAUUCACUUGGUGUGAUAUGUUUGAUGUUCUACUACAUCCACUCCUUCCAUAUAUUUAUUAUAAGUUGUUACAAUAUUAGGACAACUGAUGUAGAUAUAACUUUUUAUUUUGUGUCAAAUCUUUCUAUUUUUAAGUUUAACACUUUUAAUUGUUGCUUCAUUUUCUUCACAGGAACAACGUCUCUUUUUUUGUCAUCUAUUGAAGUAAGACCAGGAAACCUCUUUGUUUGAACUGUAAAUCAAAAACUCCUCAUUUGUGUAGCCUGAACAAAUAAUUUUGUUGAGAAAACCACUUAUCAAAAAAUAUCAGAUAAUUGUUAUUGGGUGGAACAAACUUAUUGAUAUUUAGGACUACAUUUGAACUUUUUCCGGUGUAAAUUUCAAAAUUAUGAAUUAGACCAGUGGCAUCACAUAACACAUAAAUUUUAUAUCCCCAUUUAUGUUUUGUUGGGGUCGGACUAUCCCAUUGAAGGAGAAAAUCAGUUCAUCAAUAUAUAAAACUUGUUGCAUCAGUUUGGCUCUGAUAUUUCUCAAUAAGGAUUCCAUCAAAGAUCUUAUUUUAAAAAGUCGAUCCACAUUAUUUGGAUUAGUUUUAGAAUUGUCGUUCUUAUGAAGAUUCAUUUUCAUCUGUUACAAUUCAGGUUAUCAGCAAUUUGUGCCAUCUUCGUUGCUUGAACCCAAUAUGUACGGUAUUGGGACAUAUGGAACCCAAUACUGUCCUUUCAUUUGUUCAUGGUUCGUGAUAAACUAAAAAUGGACAAAUACAAACAUAAAUUUAGAAAUUGUCUCAUCUCACAUCUCCCUGGAGCUAUCUUCCUCCUUUACUUCCUAUUCAAAUGAUAAUUUUACUUUCUUUUGCAUCAUUAUUUCUUUCUUUUACAUUUUCUUCGUCUCUAUCAUUAGGAGAUUCAUUUUCAUUAUUAAAUAACUUUGAUUCAUUAGAUUCUGGAUCAUAAUCAGAGUCAAUACAUAUCAUCACUAUCCUUAAAGCAACUAUCAUUGCUUGCAUGAAGAGGAACAGGGUUAUAUUUUUCCUUCAUCAUUUCUUCAACUGUAAAAAAAUACAAAAAAUUUAUGUUAUACUGACAGAUGUGGAACUCUUGUAAUCCGUUGUAUCAGAAAACACCAAUUUUUAAUAUUUAUAUUUAUACCACAAUUUUUUAAUGCUUGUAUCGAAUAUGAGAUAGUGGUAUACAAGCGGUUAAACCAUGUUUGUAUUUUUAACUGAUAAUGAAUUUUAUAGAAAUUUUUGUUUUUUUGGGUGAACAAAAUUCACCAAAAAAUAUUAUUUUAAUUUGUUUAUUUUUUCAUAUAAAUUUGACUAUUCUGUUCGCAUCUCGAAAUUAAAUUUACAGUUAGAUCUGAUAUCUAAGAUCAAUUUUAAUAUGGAAAUAAGUUGGCUUCCGUCCAGGAUAUUUGUAUUAAAUAAAAAAAAGCAAUAAUUUUUCGUUUUAAUUUUAAAAAAUACUCUCGAUCUGAAUCAAACGAGUGCAAUAAAGAUAUAUUGAGCCAUGUGCAAUUUGUUAAUAUCUUUGGGACGUUUAUUAAACAAAAAAGUAAUCUCUAUACUUUUAUUUUGUACUUAGAAUAGAAAUAUGAGGAAUUGGAGUUUAAUAGAAUACUUUUAAACACACUUUCUAUAAAUAAAAAUAUAAAAAAUAAACUCUAAACCGACUAUGCAACAAUAUUUCAAAAGAAUCCUUCUAAUUAUUUAUUUAUCCUGUCUUUUGCUUCAAAUUCAAAUCAUGACUUACAGGACAGGCAUAAUCUGCAGUUUUCGUCCUCUGCCAUGCCUAUUUUCUCAAGGUGGUAUUUGAUAAGACCAAUCAUCAGUUCGAUGUCGUUUCUGGUCAUUACAAGAAUACCUCAAAUUUCUUAGAUAAUAUGAUUACGAAGCUUUUAGAUUGUCUCAGGCCUGGAGUGUUUCUUCAUUGAGACUCCCAUCAGAUUAUUUAGCCAUCCAUUCAGUUCUCAGCAUCAAUUAAAUUGAAUUUGAUAAGAUCGAUUAUCAGUUUGAUGUCGUUUCUUGUCAACACAAGAUUAUCUCUAACUUCUUGGACGAUAUGGUUAUGAAUCUCUUCAUUAAGAUUCAUUCAGAUUCUCUAGCCAUCCAUUCGGUUCUCGGCUUCUGAAUUGUUGGUAUAGUCAACGAUACAGUUGUACUCAAGUUAGACAAUUAUAUAGAAUAUUAUUUCAAUUAAACUCCUUUUCUUUCGAGACAGAGGUUUUUCAAAAGGCAUUAUUUCGUUAAAAAAAAAAGAGGUAGCUUAUAUUACCUAUAAUGAAAUAAAUAUAUAAAUAGUUAUUAUUUUAAGGUAAUUUAUGUGUCAUAUUAAUAAUAUUUAAUGUUAUUAUUAUAUGUUGUACUUUUGAAAUUAACUCUACUUUGAGUUUAUUCAGAAUAUAUUGAGAUUAUGGUAUGUAUUAUUUGUGCACAAAUUCAAUAAAUAUCUAAUAAGUGUUAA
Diorhabda sublineata is the source of this 11598-nucleotide messenger RNA. It is a transcript of the gene how, whose product is annotated as protein held out wings. Gene Ontology annotation, biological process: regulation of mRNA splicing, via spliceosome. Bases 156 to 1190 code for a protein of 344 amino acids. The record is from RefSeq and is a predicted model, not a curated record. Gene Ontology annotation, molecular function: mRNA binding. NCBI's taxonomy places the organism in Eukaryota, Metazoa, Arthropoda, Insecta, Coleoptera, Chrysomelidae. The transcript is spliced from 8 exons. Gene Ontology annotation, cellular component: nucleus.